Messenger RNA from Papaver somniferum (opium poppy), 1626 nucleotides. RefSeq lists its product as uncharacterized. Lineage: Eukaryota; Viridiplantae; Streptophyta; Magnoliopsida; Ranunculales; Papaveraceae. The record is from RefSeq and is a predicted model, not a curated record. The transcript has 3 exons. The coding region runs from base 1 to 1626 and encodes 541 amino acids.
AUGGUCGUUGCAGAGUUCAAAUUUUGCAAUCAGACCGUCUCUCAUCUUGUUUCAUUUUCAACUACUGUCAAGGAUAUGAUAAGUUUGGUGAAACAAAAGUGGCCUUAUGUUCCUGAAGAACUUAUACUUUUUGGUUACACUGUAGAUGGUACUUCAAAUGUCAUCAAUCACGAUUUAGAAUUGGGGUUUUUCAUUCACUACUGCAGCUCACAAGGGAUUGACUUGUUGAAGUUUGAAAUCCAGUUAAGGGCUUGUGUUGAUUAUAUUCCUUCAUCAUCUUAUUCUGCUCCUGCUCCUUCUUCUUCGUCAUCAUCAAGUUGUAUUUCAAUUGAUGAGGUAGUUGUUGUGGAAGACAUCACUGAUGAUGCGUGUUUGAUCAAAAAGGUACAGAAGAAGUCUGAUGCUUGGGUCAACAUCUUAACUGGAGUAGGCAGUUGUUUCAAGGUGGUAUUAGAGAAGUUAAAGCAUUCAUGUAGUUUAGCUUCAUCUGAUCCAUCAAAAGUUAGGAUGAGAAAAUCGUUUAUGAAGGAUAUCUUGGCAGAUGAUUUACGAGCAUUGAAGAAGAAGAAGACUGCUUCAGAAGUUAUAGAUUUAUUCCGAAAUGAAUAUGGGGUUGACCUCACGUAUAUUCAGGCAUACCAUGGUUUAAACUUCACCAAGCAAUUUCUUUGGGGUGACGAUAUCAAAUCUUAUUCAGACUUUGUUUGGUAUAAAGAUGCCAUUGAACAUUACAAUCCUGGAAGUGUUGUCAACUUUGAGUAUGAUAGUGUCACGCGUCAGUUCAAAAGGUUUUUCGUUUCUUUUGAAGCUUUCAUAACUGGUUUCAACAAUUACUGCCGUCCAAUGCUAUUUAUCGAUUUUACCUUUCUCACUGGGAAGUUCAAAGGUGGUCUUAUGGUUGCAUGCGGAAAAACUGUUGCAUUUGGUCUUGUUCCUUGUGAAAAUUGUGAGAAUUGGAAAUGGUUUUUAACCAAGUUGAAGGGUAUUAUUCGUGAAGAUCGUCCACUGACCAUCAUAUCAUAUCGUGGAAUCGACCUUUUGAAGCAUGUGACUGAAGUCUUCCCAAAUGCUUACCAAUCCUUCUGUCUUUACCAUAUGAAAGGAAAUAUUCUUGUUCCAAAGGGCAAGAGCAGACAAACUGCAGUCAAGUUAUUCGAACAGUGCUACACUGCAUUAACAAAGGAAAAUUUUUAUGCUGCCGCGAAGAGUAUGAGUAAUCUAAAGUUGGAUUCAGUGGUUGCUUGGAUGAUGAAGAUUCCAUUAGAGAAAUGGGAUGCUCAUGCAUUUCCAGGAGAGACGUGGGGUGAGAACACAUCUAAUAUUGCUGAGAGUUUCAAUAAUGUUAUUAAGAGUGAUAAGCCGCUUCUAGGACUUGAGCUUGUCGAUUCUAUACGUGCUAAGGUAAUGGAGCAUAAUUACAAGAGGAAAUUGGAGUCUUACAAUUGGAAUAAAGUGUUUACUCCUCGUAUACAAGCGAGGUUUAACAAGAGGAUAAACGACUGCCGUUCAUACAGGUUUCGUAGAUCAAGUGAGAAAGUAUUUGAGAUCAUUUCUCCAAUAAGAAAGCAAAUUGUCGACUUGGAUUCUAGAACUUGCAGUUGCAGAUGGUGGCAAAAACAUAGCUAA